This is a messenger RNA of Colletotrichum acutatum, 654 nucleotides long. RefSeq lists its product as uncharacterized. The record is from RefSeq and is a predicted model, not a curated record. Lineage: Eukaryota; Fungi; Ascomycota; Sordariomycetes; Glomerellales; Glomerellaceae. Bases 1 to 654 code for a protein of 217 amino acids. The transcript has 2 exons.
AUGAAGUUGAACAUCCUAUCACUGGCCACCCUCCUGGCCUGGGCCUCUGCUGCGCCACAAGACCCCCAAGUGCCACCAGUCUCAACCUCCAUCACGACAAUCACCGUCAACGGCCAGCCGCCCGCGUCCACCAAGCCCAUCCCAAACAACCCCGGCCCGGACCCGGCUCCCGCCCCCGUCCCCGCGCCCGCUCCCUCAGGCCCAGCACAGCCGGCACCCGCUCCCGGCGGCGCCCACUGCGUCUGCGGCGCAACCUACUGCGGCAAAGUCCUCGUCGGAUUCCAAGGCUACACAACCGAACAAGUAGGCCAGGGCUACUGCGCAACCCCAGGCACAAACUGCGCCGCCGCCGCCCCGGCCGUCGAGUCCCUCGAGAACACCCUCUUUGUCUGCAUCUGCCCUCCUGGGCAAAAGACGGGCUCCGCCAUCGAGCUCAUCUGCCCCUGCCAGGGCCGCUGCAAGAACGACGAGCCCGACUUUAUCGGCCGCUGCGAGACGCCCUGUAACCUCGGCUGUGCUCCUACUGCUUCUGCCGCGCCGGCGCCGAGUGCUAGCGCUUCGACUAUCCCAGCUGCGCCUGGUCCCGUUGACGCGUUGCCUAUUCCUGUGCCGGUCCCGGCUGCACCCCCUGCUGCUGCGAGGAGAGGGUCGUAG